CUUCCUCGCGCGCCUGAGGAGAGAGAACGGAGCCGGAAAUGUCAGAGGCGUCUGCGGUUCAGCUGGUGGCCGGCUCGGUUCCUUCCUGCGGAGAGCCGGACUUCCUCCGCCUGAGGAGUAGGCAGCCGGGAGUCUCCGGGAGCAGCCUCGGGAAGGAGUCUCUCUGAACGGGAAGCCCGAAGUCCUUGGCUCGGCGCCCAGCAGUGACCCGGAGAGGAGCGGGGACGCCAGAGGAUGCGACCGGGGAGUGGCCAGCCCCGUCGCUGCCGGAUAUAAUCCUCUUACGAACCAAUACAUGCUGGUUGGAAUCAGUGAACAAUAAUGAGUGGUGCAGCUUUGGGCAUUGAGAUAGUUGUCGUCUUCUUUUUGGCAUUAAUCAUACUACAUCGAUAUGGUGACUUUAAAAAGCAGCACAAACUUGUGAUUGUUGCAACACUAUUAGCUUGGUACCUUUGUUUUCUCAUAGUCUUUAUACUGCCCUUAGAUGUCACUACGACUAUAUACAAUCGGUGUAAACUUGAUAUAAAUGAGUCAUCCACCAACAGUGGAUCAGCAGUGCAAAAUCAAGACACUAAUCCUACUCAGAGUAAACACAAAUGUAUCAAACCAUGGAGUUAUAUCCCUGAUAGAAUUAUGCCCAUUUUUUGGCGUGUUGUAUACUGGACAUCACAGUUUUUAACAUGGAUUCUGUUACCCUUUAUGCAGUCCUAUGCUAGAUCAGGAGGUUUUUCCAUUACCGGGAAGAUUAAAACAGCAUUAAUUGAAAAUGCUAUAUAUUAUGGAACGUACCUUUUGAUUUUUGGAGCGUUCUUGAUAUAUGUAGCUAUAAAUCCAAAUAUCAGCUUGCAAUGGAAUCAACUUCAGACGAUUGGAAUAGCUGCUGCCAAUACCUGGGGCCUCUUUCUGCUUGUGUUGCUGUUAGGAUAUGGCUUAGUAGAAAUCCCACGCUCUCACUGGAAUGGAGCUAAAAAGGGCUACCUUCUCAUGAAGACCUACUUCAAGGCUGCUAAACUGAUGACCGAAAAGGCAGAUGCAGAAGAAAACCUGGAGGAUAUUAUGGAGGAGGUCCGUAAAGUAAAUGAAAGCAUCAAAUACAACCAUCCUUUGAGGAAAUGUGUGGAUACAAUAUUAAAAAAGUGUCCCACGGAAUAUCAGGAUAGGAUGGGUCGAAACAUGGAUGAUUAUGAAGACUUUGAAGAAAGAUCCAAUACUUAUCCAACAGAGAAAAGCCUAGUGAAGCUUCAUAAGCAGGUAAAUUAUUCAGUUCAAAGGCAUCAUCGUACACAAGUCCAGUGGCAAAUUCUUUUAGAGCAAGCCUUUUACCUGGAAGAUGUGGCAAAAAAUGAAUCCAGUGCCACUCGUCAAUUUGUUCAUACUUUUCAGUCUCAAGAAGCUGAAAACAAAAUUAUCCAAUAUCUCUAUACACCAACUCUUGAAUGGUAUUGGGAAUGCCUUCUACGACCAUGGUUCCACAGGAUUCUCGCCAUUAUCCUGGCCAUCUUUUCCAUCGUCGUCGUGUGGUCAGAAUGUACGUUUUUCAGCCCAAAGCCAGUUCUGUCCCUCUUUGCAGUCUUCAUACGACUAGCGGAAAAGAAUUACAACUAUUUUUACAUAGAGAUGGCUUGUUUUUUUACAAUCUUUUUCCUGAGUAUCUGCGUUUAUUCUACAGUCUUCAGGAUCCGUGUAUUCAACUAUUAUUACUUAGCUUCACACCAUCAAACAGAUGCAUAUAGUUUGCUUUUCAGUGGCAUGUUAUUCUGUCGUUUGACUCCUCCACUGUGUCUGAAUUUUUUGGGCUUGACUCAUAUGGAUGCAGCAAUUUCCCAGAGAACCACGGAUCAGCCAACUGCAUAUACCUCUAUUAUGGGAUCGAUGAAAGUAUUGUCCUUCAUAGCAGAUGGCUUUUAUAUUUAUUAUCCCAUGCUGGUUGUCAUUCUCUGCAUUGCUACUUACUUCAGUUUAGGAACUCGGUGUUUGAAUCUUCUGGGAUUCCAGCAGUUCAUGGGAGACAAUGAGAUGACAUCAGACCUCAUAGAUGAAGGGAAAGAGUUAAUCAGAAGAGAAAAGAGAAAACGGCAAAGGCAGGAAGAUGGUGAUAACAGGAGACGGGAGUGGAAAGAACGGUAUGGAAACAAUCGUGAACCUUCAACAAGAAACAGAAAUAUUCAAGCAGAUCAAAAAGAGUCUAGUUUCACAGAGAUCAAUACAAACAGAU
Messenger RNA from Thamnophis sirtalis, 2215 nucleotides. The record is from RefSeq and is a predicted model, not a curated record. Lineage: Eukaryota; Metazoa; Chordata; Lepidosauria; Squamata; Natricidae.